Arachis stenosperma is the source of this 1457-nucleotide messenger RNA. RefSeq names its product F-box/kelch-repeat protein At3g23880-like. NCBI's taxonomy places the organism in Eukaryota, Viridiplantae, Streptophyta, Magnoliopsida, Fabales, Fabaceae. The record is from RefSeq and is a predicted model, not a curated record. Gene Ontology annotation, molecular function: protein binding. The coding region runs from base 76 to 1215 and encodes 379 amino acids. The transcript has a single exon.
AAGCAACUUGAAAACAAAAAAAAGUUGUUACAAAUUAGAUUACCAUACCAAAGCCACGCCAAGGGAUUUGUGAGUAUGAGCGGGAACCUGCUGGAAAGCACAAUCCUUCCGGGCGAGCUGAUUGAGGAGAUCCUGGUGAGGGUUCCGGCAAGUUCCCUUGUGAAAUUCAAGAUUGUGUGCAAGUCAUGGAAUGCACUAAUUUCCAGCUCCAAAUUCGCCAAAAAACAGCUUCACCGCUCAACCUCAGAUCCAACCAGGAUCCGCCCGCGACUGGCGUGCUUGGGACUGGAUGACAAAAUCCGAUUUUACUCCGUACAAUCUUUCUUCAAGAACCCAUCCGCAUCCGCUUUUACCGAAGAUGCCUGCUUCCAGAAUGAUGAUGAACUGCGAAUCUUUGGUUCCUGCAAUGGCUUACUCUGCAUCGGCUUGCGCAAGGGCAAGUUCAUGUGCCGUGCGCCUCGCCGCUGUAAAUUCAUCAGAUUGUGGAACCCUUGUACCGGAUCGGUAUCCGAUUGGUUGAAAAUUGAGCAAGAUGGUUGCGUGUAUGGUUUUGGCUAUGAUCAUGUGCAUGAUAAGUACAAGUUUCUUGAUUGUUAUUGGAAACACGGCCACAAAGUUCACAUCUUCGGUUCGAAUUCUUGCACAACCAUCAAUCAAGAUCUUCCAUUUGAGCAACCCUGGGAAUGGACAGGGAAGUUUGUGAAUGGCACUCUCAAUUGGGCAGCUCGGCCGCAAGGCAAGUUUUCCAAAUGGGACAUCCUUUCCUUUGACUUGGCCAACGAAAAUUUUUGCCAAAUAUCCCUCCCUAACAGGAAUGAUAGUGACGACGAUUUAUUUCCUGUGUUGGGUGUCUGGAGGGACAGCCUUUCUGUUUGUUUCAAUGAAAACGAGAGUCGUCUGGUUUUGUGGGUGAUGAAGGAGUUUGGGGUUCAAGAGUCUUGGACUAAGUUGGUCACCAUAUCUAGUGAUCAUAAGGUAUUUUCGAUUAGUGACGCACGGUUUUGUUCAGAUCUGGCUGCUUUCUUUUGUCCGAGAUCUCAUGAUUCUAUAUCCUCCUUCAAAUUAGUUAUGCUUAGGGCAAGUUCUUUAGAGCCACCUCAAUAUGAGGAUAUUUACGACAUAUAUCCCGGAUACCGCCAUGUUUACCAUGAAAGCUUGGUUUCGCCGUGCCAUUUAGGUCUUCCAAGUUUCUUAUAUGGAUCGACUAUUCAUUAAAUCAAAGACCAUGUUUAUUGCUCGCCGAAAAUGUUUGUUUUUGUCAGUUCUUUUGUUCAACUCUUAUUCCCGUUAUCUACUGUGUGACUGGUCCUGAUAUUGGGUCCGGGUGUUAGGGUGGUCGUAGAGGUUUUUCAUAGUCUAAUGUGUAAGAUGCAGCAGGCACCACCAAUUCAUGUUCUCCAAGGUUUCUCAUGCUCUGGAGAAAACACUAAGCAAUGCAUAAAAAUGUAUAAUAUUGG